Musca vetustissima is the source of this 2893-nucleotide messenger RNA. RefSeq names its product serrate RNA effector molecule homolog (gene Ars2). Lineage: Eukaryota; Metazoa; Arthropoda; Insecta; Diptera; Muscidae. The transcript has 9 exons. Gene Ontology annotation, molecular function: nucleic acid binding. The record is from RefSeq and is a predicted model, not a curated record. Gene Ontology annotation, biological process: primary miRNA processing; mRNA processing. Gene Ontology annotation, cellular component: nuclear body. The coding region runs from base 52 to 2751 and encodes 899 amino acids.
CAUUGCUGUAAAUUAAAACGCUUUAAAUAGGAAUAAACAAAAACAGAGACCAUGGCCGACUCGGAUGAUGAGUACGAUCGUAAACGCCGUGAUAAAUUCCGUGGAGAACGCAGUUCUGGGGACAGUUAUCGUUCGGAAAGACGUGACGAUCGCAGAACCGGUGCUGGCAGUGCUGCUGGCGGCCGAGAUGAUUGGCCCGAACGAGGUAAUCCAUUUAGAGGAGGAGCUGGUGGCCGACCACGGCCAGAUUAUCGCGACUAUCGCGGAGCUAGAGAUCGCUACUCACCGGAUAGAGAAAUGCCGCCGGCAAAACGCAUGAGACCCGGUUGGGGUGAUGAUCUAAGGGCCAAUCACAGAUAUGGACCUUAUGAUCCCUAUUUAUUGCAUGCCUGGAAUGAACAUUAUGCUGCCCAUAGCUUACACAGUGCCUAUGGCGCGGGCUUAGCUCACGGUGCUCAUCCCCGAGAAUCUGCUGCCAACAGUGAUAUGCAAACACAACCCGCCAUGAUGACUCUAAAACAAUUCUUGGACACACAAGACGAUGGCAUAUCAGAUACAGAAGUUCUGCGUAAAUACAAUGAAUACAAGUUGGAAUUCAAACGUCAACAGUUGAAUGAAUUCUUUGUUGCCCACAAAGACGAGGAAUGGUUCAAAAAUAAAUAUCACCCAGUGGAUAGCGUGAAACGUAAAGAUGAACAAUUAAAUUUCCUAAAGAGACGCGUAGAAGUGUUUGAGGAACUAUUACAAAACGGUAUGAUACAAAGUGUUACCGUAGACACAAAUCAAACAGAUCCACUGCUGCGAGUCCUAGACACUGUCGUAAUCAAAUUAGAAGGCGGCACAGAUGAAGAUCUUAAAAUCUUAGACGAAAAGCCCAAAGAGGCCUCUUAUCCUGAACGUAUAUUUGACAAGAAGGGUGACGAUGAUGAUGUUAUUAUCACCUCGGUUGAAAAGAAGGAUGACGAUGAACCCAAGUGUGUAUCACCCAAAGCCACACGACGCCACAGUGGCUCUGAUAAUGAAGAGAAUUGGGAUGAUGAGUCUAAAACAAAGAAAGAAGAGAAAAAGAAGAAAUCUCUCAAAAGAAAACGCACCAGCGAAGAAAACAAAGAAAAGCCCACAGAAGAUACAGAUAAGGUGAAAUCUGUCGAUGAAGAAUCUGAAAAGAAAGCUGAAAGCGACAAUGAAGACAAGAAACUUGUUGAGAAUGGCAAUGAAGAAGAAAUGAAGGAUGCUGUUAAAGAUGAAGUGGAGGAGGCUAAAUCAAAUGGCAAUGAUGCUGAUGUCAGCAUGGAGGAAAAGAAAAAUGAUGAAGAGGCAGAAGAAAAGCCCGAGGUGAAAAAGGACGAAGAAAAUGAACAGAAAGACGAAGAGGGUGUUGAAACUGAAACCUCCGCAGAAGAUAAAAAGGCCGUAGAAGAUGAACAGCCAGAAACCAUUGAUUUGGACAAAGUUAAAGAUGGUCCUCAGCCACGUGCUUUACAUCGCACUUCAUCGAUCUUUUUGCGUAACUUGGCACCAUCCAUUACUAAAAGUGAAAUAGAGGCGGUGUGUCAAAAAUUCGAUGGUUUCCUGAGAGUGGCUAUUGCUGAUCCAUUGGUAGAACGACGUUGGUAUCGUCGUGGUUGGGUUACCUUCAAGCGUGAUGUGAACAUCAAGGAAAUUUGUUGGAGCUUAAAUAACACACGUCUACGUGACUGUGAAAUGGGAGCCAUUGUUAAUAGGGAUCUUAGUCGAAGGGUGAGGCCGGUAAACGGCAUGACUGCCCACAAGACUGUGGUGAGGGCCGAUAUUAAAUUGUGUGCGAAAAUUGCCAUGAAUUUGGAUGAAAAGUUUAAUCUUUGGAAUAACACAACAUCAGAUGCCCACAAUACAUCAAACUCCUCGAACUAUGGCUUUAAAACCAAUAAUCCAGUUCUACAAAACAUUACCGACUUCCUCAUCGAGGAAGCCUCUGCCGAGGAGGAAGAACUUUUGGGCAUUUCCGGUGAAAACAAGGAAAGCGAAGGUGAAGCCAUCGAAAGAGAUCCCCAAUUGAUUUCCGUUCUGGACAAUCUCAUUCUGUAUUUGAGAAUUGUUCACUCGGUGGAUUUCUACAAUCACUGUGAAUAUCCCUACGAAGAUGAAAUGCCCAAUCGUUGUGGCAUAAUCCAUGCACGCGGACCCCCACCCUCGAAAGUCUCACAGAAUGACCUGCAAGACUACAUCAAGAAUUUUGAAAAUAAAAUGCAAACAUUCUUAGCCAAAACCACAACAAUCGACGAGGAAGAACUGAAGAAUUUGGGAGCUAAAGAUGCCGAAAAUGAAGUGGAGAAAUUCAUACAGGCCAAUACCCAAGAAUUGGCCAAAGACAAGUGGUUGUGUCCGCUGUCGGGCAAGAAAUUCAAAGGUCCCGAAUUUAUACGCAAGCAUAUAUUCAACAAGCACGGCGAAAAGGUGGAGGAGGUACGCAAAGAGGUGGAGUUCUUUAAUAACUAUUUGAAGGAUCCCAAGAGGCCGCAGUUACCAGAGCAUCCUGGUAAUAAUAAGAGGACAACAUCGGAAUCGAGUGGAGGUUACAGAGCCCCUGUAUAUCCACCGGCUGCUUACGCACCACCCUAUGCUGCCUACGCACCUCCCCUAAUGAUACCAGGACGUGGUGGUCGUGGUUUUGGAGGUCCCGGACGAAGAGACUUGCCCAUAGAACAUCAACGUCGUAUUAUCGGUUAUCAUGAUUUGGAUGCUCCGGCCAAUUUCGAUAUGUUUGACUAGACAACAAACCUAAAACAAAACAAACACAACAACGACGAGGACGUAAUGACCAUGACCAGUUUGUUGUUGUUGUAAUCGAUGAUUGAUGUUAAGGCUAAAAGUUGUCGUCCUCCUCUCUUUGUUUUCUAUUUAUAUAUAGACA